AUGCUGGCACAAAUCGGCAGUGACAUCUCAAUCGGCAGCAAAGACGCAUCAAUGAAAUCUACUAAACUCCCUCCAACUCCGCCAGACGAGGCAGAAGUGCCAUUAUACACGAUUGAUGAUAUUCUGUUGCAGCGCAUAUCAUAUCCACCAGACGCGCCGCUUGUUGGUUACCCGCAGAGUCAAUAUGGCAUUAGUGACUAUGCUUUCUAUACUGCAAAGGAGUUGGACAGAUUCGCCAAUGGAGCUGCCCAAGCUUUGCAAUUCUCUGGAUUACCAAAGUUCUCUGACCCUAGCGAGAACCGCGUGGUAGCGAUUCUUGGUCCAUCUAACCUCGACUACAUUGUUUCACUAUUUGCACUCUCUCGGCUAGGCUAUGCAGUUCUUUUGCUAUCUACUCGUCUUAGCUCUGAAGCUUAUACCAACUUGCUUGCGCAAACCAACUGCUGCCAUAUCCUAUAUUCUCCUACGACAGAAAAAGCCGUCGAAGAGAUCCGAGGCGUCUCACCGCAGAUCAACAUUUUCUCGAUACCAGAGCAUAUCAUAUAUUCAAAGUGCACCGAGUCAUCAAAUCUGCGGCUUAGCAGACAACCUGAGUUGGCUCAAAAGUGGGCUUUCAUCAUCCACAGUUCAGGGUCCACGGGCCUUCCAAAACCAAUCUUCCAGACGCACGCAGCUUGCAUUGCAAACUAUACCACGAGUAACUCUUAUCGCGCAUUGUUAACGCUUCCUUUGUACCACAACCAUGGAUUAUGCACAUUCUUCCGAUCUAUGUUCAAGGCAAAGCCGAUUGCCAUCUACAAUGCGAAUCUACCUUUGACCGGCAAGAACGUCCUUGAAGUCAUGGAGACCUUCAAACCUGAGAGCUUCCAUGGCGUGCCAUACGUCUUGAAGCUUCUAAGUGAAGUUCCAGGUGGAGUGGAAGCGCUGGCCAGAUGUCAGCAGGUGCUUUUCGGAGGAAGUAGCUGUCCGGAUGAGUUGGGCGAUUACCUUGUGGACAAUGGAGUCCGGCUGAUCAGCCAUUACGGAGCGACCGAACUCGGUCAGUUGAUGACAUCCGACCGCCCCGUUGGCGACAAACUAUGGAAUUACGUUCGCCCCUUGAAGGUCUCUCAGCCAUAUCUGCGAAUGGAAGAGCUUGAAGACGGCUCUUAUGAGUGUGUUGUUCUGGAUGGGCUUCCAGCCAAAGUCAGCUCCAAUUGCAACGACCCGCCAAAUUCGUUCCGCACUCGAGACACAUUCCUAAAGCAUCCCAGUGUUCCAAAUGCUUGGAAGUAUUUGGGCCGUAUCGACGACAGAGUCACCUUGAUCAAUGGUGAAAAGGUGCUACCUGUGCCCAUUGAACACCGUAUACGCCAAAACAAGUACGUGAAGGACAACCUUGUGUUCGGGGUGGGAAAGCCAUUACCUGGUUUGAUCAUUGUGCCCAGCGCUGAAUGUCAGGAAAUGACGAAAUCUGAGAUACUCGAUAAGGUCUGGCCCGACAUAGAAGCUGCAAACAAGAAUGCAGAAGCAUUCAGUUAUAUAUCCCGCGACAUGGUAAUUGUUUUAGACGUCGGCUGUUCUUAUCCAGCUACCGACAAAGGAACAAUGAUCAGGAACCGCUCUUACAACGAGUUCCGCAAUGUGAUUGAGGCUUCUUAUCAAAGGCUGGAAGAGGGACUUUCCAGUGACAGGCACAAGCUUGCUUUGGGUACUGAGGGACUAGAGCAGUACCUACUGAAGCUUUUCAAUACCGAGCUCGGCUACCACCACAUGAGUUCAGACUCCGACUUUUUUGGAGCAGGGGUGGAUAGCCUUCAGGCCAUCAAAGCAAGAGGUAUUAUCAAGAGAGAUAUUGAUAUUGGUCCUGCUGAGCUGGGUCAUAAUGUGAUUUUCGACUCCGCAAACAUCAAGAACCUCGCGGCUCAUCUGUACGCCCUUCGCACCGGCAACCUACAAGAUGAGGAAGACGAGUUGUCGGUUAUGUCCCAGCUGAUUGACAAGUAUUCAUCAUUCCAGCUGCGGCCGGAAUCAGAAGAAGUCAUCCUUCUGACUGGAGCCACUGGCUCCCUCGGUAUUUAUAUCCUCUCCCGCUUGAUGCAGAAGGAGAAUGUCAGAAAAGUCUACUGCCUUGUUCGAGCGUCCAGUCCCAACAAUGCUCUAGAUCGAGUUCUUUCCAAUUUAGCUUCGCGAUCGUUACCGAUGGUAAAUGUCUGGAAAAUUGUGGCUCUGCCUUCCCAGCUCGGUUCUGAAGAUCUUGGACUGUCCCCUUCAUUCCUUAGCGACAUUCGUACUUCUAUGACCAAAGUCAUACAUUCGGCCUGGGCCGUGAAUUUCACACUUGGCGUAUGCAGUUUCGAAGCGCAGCACAUUCGAGGCGUGCACAAUCUGAUCAAUCUAUGUCUCGCCAGCCAACGGCCCUCGCCGGCGGAAUUCUACUUCUGUUCGUCUGUGUCUGCAGCUGCUGGGACACCCCUCCCUGCCACUAUCGCCGAAUCCCCUGUCCCUGAGCUGGCGCACGCUCAGAGCAUGGGCUAUGCAAGAUCCAAGCUGGUCGCGGAACGGAUUGUUCAAGCUGCAGCAGAAAAAACUGGCAUGGUUGCUAAAGUUCUCAGGGUGGGUCAAAUUGUAGGCGACACGGUCAAUGGGAGAUGGAACACCACCGAAGCAAUUCCUCUCAUGCUUCAGACAGCCCUCACGCUAAAGGCUCUACCAGAACUUGACGAAACGCCGUCUUGGCUUCCUGUUGAUAUUGUCGCAGAUGCAGUUCUAGACUUGAGUGGUCUCAAUAAGACUUCCGCCUCGGUUUCCGCCGUCCUACGACAAUUCUCGUAUGAUCCGAACACCAUCUACCACGUGCAGAACCCAAGGACCUUCAGCUGGACGAAAGAGCUCCUGCCGGCUCUAAAAGAAGCUGGUCUUGACUUUGAGGUUCUGCCAAAGAGGGAGUGGGUUCAGCGUCUACGUGAAGGCGAACAAGAUCCGAAGAGGAACCCCGCUGUUAAGCUGUUAGACUUCUUUACCGAGAAGUAUGACAAUGAUAACCCGGGUCGAUCGGAGCUUGUCUUUGAGACAGAGAAGUCCGAGGCCGCUAGUCCGUCUUUGAAGGGAGGCGUGGAACUUAUCGAGAGUGGUUUGAUUAGAAAAUUUGUCAAUACCUGGCGGAGUGAAUGGUAG
Messenger RNA from Aspergillus nidulans FGSC A4, 3156 nucleotides. RefSeq lists its product as uncharacterized. NCBI's taxonomy places the organism in Eukaryota, Fungi, Ascomycota, Eurotiomycetes, Eurotiales, Aspergillaceae. Bases 1 to 3156 code for a protein of 1051 amino acids. The transcript has 4 exons. The record is from RefSeq and is a predicted model, not a curated record.